AUGCUCAAAAAGUUAUUGUCUUUCACUUGCGAAAGGAAAAAUGCGAAAAGGGAUCGACUUGAAUCGGCACGACCAGAAUUAUCAGAAGAUACCAUUAUUGUCGAGGUGAGAAAUGUUAAAAAAUAUAAAUAUAAAAAGUGAAUGUUUUUUGAAACUAAUAAAUGAAACGUGACCUUAUUGACCAAUUUUUUGGAAACAUUAUUUUGCUCACUCAUUUUUUAUAUUUGACACGGUAGUAUCAGACUGGCUACUAGAAACAACUAAAAUGCCAACUCCACUGAAAAAAUGUAUAAAAUAUUUCAAGGCUAAACUGAAUUUGAAUGUCGACAAUAACAAAGAAGAGGAAAAGAAGGAGGAAAAUCAAAAUGAAAUGUGUUCAAGUGAAUCGAGAAGUAACGAUAUUGAAUUAAUUGAUCGAUUGAAUAUGACCGAGGUAACUAAAUGAAAACUUCGAAAAAACAAAUAAAUCAUAUCAUUUUUGCAGGUUUUCUUUACUCCGAAUUAUUAUAAGAGAAGACAACCUGAAGUUUUUGGUGGAUCUUUACGACAUGGACGUAUCAGGUAAUCAAAUAAUUUGUUCAUAAUUUUCUAAUUUCUUCAUAUUUUUCCAGAAGAGUCGAUUCAAAAGGCCGAAGAAGCAGACUUGUGCAAAUUGAACCAACAAAUUCAGUUUCGCCACAACAAUGUAAGUUUGACAAAUAA
This is a messenger RNA of Caenorhabditis angaria, 702 nucleotides long. The record is from the annotation of a GenBank genome assembly. Lineage: Eukaryota; Metazoa; Nematoda; Chromadorea; Rhabditida; Rhabditidae.